Messenger RNA from Sebastes umbrosus (honeycomb rockfish), 4808 nucleotides. RefSeq names its product alpha-1,3-mannosyl-glycoprotein 4-beta-N-acetylglucosaminyltransferase A (gene mgat4a). The coding region runs from base 694 to 2295 and encodes 533 amino acids. Gene Ontology annotation, biological process: protein N-linked glycosylation. Lineage: Eukaryota; Metazoa; Chordata; Actinopteri; Perciformes; Sebastidae. The transcript is spliced from 16 exons. Gene Ontology annotation, cellular component: endoplasmic reticulum-Golgi intermediate compartment; endoplasmic reticulum; Golgi stack. Gene Ontology annotation, molecular function: acetylglucosaminyltransferase activity. The record is from RefSeq and is a predicted model, not a curated record.
AAUGUUGUCUGAAUGAAGCCGUUAGGAUCAUUACCGUAAAAGUUACCAAUGAAGGCCAUGAUUUUAACACAUAGAAGAAGCCAUUAAGUGUACUGCAUUGACAUGUCGAGUUAAAGGGCUUUUUAGUUAGUACGUUGGCCGUGAGGCUCAGCAACUGCUUUUACUGUUUUAACUGUCAUCUGUUGCCAGUUGAAGCGGAAUCAACGUGAUUUGAGGCGUUGCCUGUCGGACUCCGUCAGAGAGCGAACAGCCUAUCCUGGAGGACCAACCGUCACACACACACUCGACAUGCCUUCUCCUGGUAACUAACGACGGACGGACAGCGGCUGUUAAAACAUAUAAAUAUAAUGAUGGGUCGUAUCGGCAGCUAGCUCGCACUAUCUCUUAACCAACCAUGUUGUCACGGAAGACGGUUGACUCGUGACUGAUUGGACGGUAACGGCAGGAAAAGCCAGUAACCACCAGAGAAGACGCACCGAGACACGGAGGAUACAUCCGACCACUCACCUCUCCAGUCACUUCGGUUACCUAGAGACGUGUUUGUUAACCGUUUGACGCCCCCAUAUGCCGGCGCCUACGCCCGUCUCAACACCCUGAAGGCGGCAGAGAGAGAAGGAGAAGGAGGCUCCGGGGUCCCCGACACCGACACACUAACAGCCGAGGAGAGAGAGAGAGAGGCACCGCUGAAAUGAGAUGAGGCUCAGAAAUGGAACUGUGGCCACUGCGAUUAUCUUCUUCACGUCCUUCCUCAGCCUGUCCUGGUACACAGCGUGGCAGAAUGGCAAAGAGAAGCUGGUAGCAUACCAGCGGGAGUUCCAUGCCUUGAAAGAGCGCCUUCGUGUGGCCGAGCACAGGACGCUGCAGCGCUCGUCUGAGCUCAACAACAUUCUCGAGCAGUUCAGACGCGCCAUCGCCGAGACUAACGGCAGCAAAGAUGCUCUCACAAACUUCUCAGACGAGACACAGAAACUACUGAAGGAGCUCGCGAAUAGGAAACCUCUCCAGGUGCCAAAUAUCUACCACCACCUGCCUCACCUACUCAACAAUGAGGGCAGCCUGCACCCCGCCGUGCAGGUUGGUCUCGGCCGCACAGGAGUUACCAUGGUGAUGGGGAUCCCCACAGUGAAGCGGAAGGUGAAGUCUUAUCUGUCAGAGACGCUGCGUUCACUAAUAGACAAGCUGUCACCAGAGGAGAAACUUGACUGUGUCAUUAUUGUCUACGUUGGAGAGACUGAUGUGGACUACGUUCACAGCGUGGUUGCUGGCCUGGAGAAAGAGUUCUCUACAGAGCUGAGUUCAGGCUUGCUGGAGGUGAUCUCCCCGCCAGCCGCCUAUUACCCCGAACUCACCAACCUCAAAGAGACUUUUGGGGACUCCAAAGAGAGAGUCAAAUGGCGGACCAAGCAGAAUCUGGACUAUUCCUUCCUCAUGAUGUAUGCUGUGAGCAAAGGAGUUUACUAUGUCCAGCUGGAGGAUGACAUUGUGGCCAAGCCCAACUACUUUGCCACUAUGAAGAACUUUGCCCUGCAGCUCUCGUCAGAGGACUGGAUGAUCCUGGAGUUCUCUCAGCUGGGCUUCAUUGGGAAAAUGUUCCAGGCUCCAGACCUGAACCUCAUUGUUGAGUUCAUCUUCAUGUUCUACAAGGAGAAGCCCAUCGACUGGCUGCUGGACCAUAUUCUCUGGGUCAAAGUCUGCAAUCCUGAGAAAGAUGCGAAACACUGCGAGCGGCAGAAGUCGGGUUUACGUGUGCGGUUCAGACCGUCCCUGUUUCAACACGUGGGACUCCAUUCUUCUCUUGCUGGAAAGAUCCAAAAACUCACAGACAAGGAUUUCCUGAAGCCACUGCUCCACAAGAUGCAUGUUAACCCCCCAGCUGAAGUCUCCACUUCAGUGAAGGUGUAUCAGGGUCACACGCUAGAGAAGACGUACCUGGGAGAGGACUUCUUCUGGGCUGUCACUCCCACUGCAGGAGACUACAUCCUCUUCAAAUUUGACCGACCUGUUAGCAUAGAGAAGUUCCUGUUUCGCAGUGGUAAUCAAGAGCACCCGGGGGACAAGAUUGAGAACACCACAGUGGAAAUACUGCCUGUUUCGGAACCCGGACUGCAGACCAAAGAGAAGUACAAGCGAACUGAGGACCGCUUUUACAGGAUCGGUCAGUUUGAGAAGGGCGCGGCAGAAGGGGCUGUAGAUCCUUCUUUUAAUCCCAUCAUAGCACUUCGGCUUUCAGUCCUCAAAGACUCAGCAGUGUGGGCCAUCCUCAGUGAAAUACAUAUAAAGAGGAUAGCUGGCUGACUGUUCUGCAGCGGGCACAUGAAUCAUGGCCCCUGGGGGACCAAAAAUCUCCUAGAUUGCUUACGCAGGGCCUCUGGCACCUAGCAACCAGCAGUGAAUUCAUUAGAGCCCACUAGAGUCGCUCGUCUGAACUCGUCUAAGGAACGCCACCUCUCUGUCCCCCACGCUCUCCCUAAUGUACUUUGUUUUUGCUUCUCAUCGAUCGAUUUUUUUCUCCAUUUCUUUCUGCAUCUCUCCCUCACUCUUGUGCUCUUAAUUCAUUUGUGAGAAUGUGAAUACUACUGUCCUAAAGAACAACAGCGGAGCGCGUGAAGACAUCUGUUCCCAGCUCUGGCUGCUCAAAGUGACUGUGUUGUUCAGCAGCUUUGAGCACAAUCAGAAAGAAACGCUCGGAUGAACGAGGACAAAUCAUCACAUCUGGGGAGAACCAGUCACCUGGCCACUGGUGUAGAUGCUGCCAAAUCCUCCUCCUGUUACUCAAUGCUGCCACCUUCGGGCAAGCUGGGGCAUUGCACUGUCACUAGCGCCUCAGCAAAAAAGCCCACGAUGAUCAAGAAUGUUGUCAUCACUAAUGGCCAGUUGCUCUCUGUUCUCGACAGAGAUGACGGAGCUCUAGAUCAACACCAGCCCAAACAACAAUGUUUCCCUCCCAGAGUAUUGUCAGCCACACUCGAAUACUCCACUUGUCCUGAAACACAAACUCAGGACGAGCUUCAAAAAUCCUGCCUGUAGCCAGUCAGUAACAACUUUGACCAUACUGUAGGCCAGAUUCCGUGGUAACUACCCCGAUCCAUCGAGAAAACAAGUACCAUGACACCAUAUCUAUCUCACCUCCUGUCUGACAGGCCGUGUGUGACCUCAGUGUCCAUUUCUAGUAAACCAAUCAGACAUUGCCUUGGCGUCAUUUUCCCGAAGGAAUAUAUUGUUAUAUUGAUAUAUUAUUACAGCUAUGACGAUCUAUGAAGGUGACUUAAUUUAUUUGAAAUAAAUCUUUAAUUUGUACAAGAGGUAAAAUAUAUUUUUAUUCUAUUGAGAGAUGUUUAUGGUAGUUCAGAGUACGUUUUAUUUGUGCACUGUUGUGUUUUGUUUCUUUUUCUAAAUUGCUAUUGUACAUUUUCUUUUCGUUGUCGCGGCUACGUUGCGAUGUUGCUACUGUCUGCCCGGCGCAAGUAGCUUGGUUCAGUCUGUAUCGGUUUCUUUUCACCUGAAGCGAAACGUUACAACUAUUUAAUUUUCUCUUCUUAAAGUCUGAAUGGUAGGAGAGUUGUGAAUAGAUUCUGUUGAAGAAGUUGUGGGUCAAAAUUGGGAAAAAAUAUGUGCCUUAUGUCCAGGUCCCUUGAAAUUGUCUCAGCAACAUUAUUCCAAUCUCUCACUCUUGCCUACACUUUGAUUGCUGGAUAUACUAAUAUUUUUAAAAUAACACACACAGUCCAAUUAGUGAUUGGAUGUUCAGAACAAUAUCUCUGUUAUGCUAAGUGGAAGUGGUAAAAAAGAGAGGGGGGUUUUGUACCAGAUUACCAUCUGAAACAGCGUGAUUUGCACUGCUUUUUCACUGUUUUUUUUGUUGCCAUCACACCCUCCACCAUUGUACCUGAAUUUCCCAUCUUCCCAUAGUAAAUGCUCAUUUCACUGACUCCUCCAAAUCUACGUAACAAUCUAUUUUGUCCAGUCAAGUAUCUGUUUUUCGAUUGGACAGAAUAUUAUGACUACUGAUCAUUGCUGAGUGCGCCUUUUUGUUGUAUGAUUUGGCUGAGGUUGUGUAGUACUUUCACUGAUUGUAAAUAUAUAAAAAGCAAUGAGCAUUAUCUCCCUUUCUUUCCCUCACUCUCUCUUCUGCCUCAUUUAUUAGUUUAUUGAAAUUUGCUUGACAUGUUUUGUCUUUGUGUGGGUGGCCAAUGUUUCGAGUGGACGCAAUUUUUAAGUGAAACUUCACUCAUUUUACAUCCCAGUGGUUUAUUCAAGGGGGUAGUGAAGUGCCUUUUUGGUGGAAUUGAUGUGAAAAAUGGGACAUUUUUUGCUAGUCAUGUUGUUCACAUGCAUGAUUAUUAUUUGUAGUGCAGUGUUUUUGGUCAGAGCAGGCUCCUCCACCCCCUGAUCAAACCAUCCAUGCUAGAGCUGUACUCAUGAAGUAGCUUGAUUGCCGCCUCUUCAUCAUUCUUUUUUUGAUUGGGAGAAGAUGAGAGCAAGCCACUUAAAUGGUGCAACAUGUUGUUUUGAAAGGGGAAAGACACUUUCAGUACUGCUAACAGGAUUGGCUUUUCCCCUCUUGUCGUGGAUCCACAUACAAACUGAAUGCAUGAAAACAGCAUGAACGGUCUGAUUCCCCUACUGUACUCGUGGAAAGUGGACUGGAGACAAAAAGACAAGAACUCUUCCCUUGAUCGACAACCCCCCCAUACACCCAUCAGUUCAUGUGCCUUCAUCAUAUACAUGUGUAUGCCUGCCUCUGAUGUUUUUGGCAUCAUUUUUCAUGGACAUCUUUGAAAUAAAUGAUAAAAGUUCGUUGGAAGUCA